This is a messenger RNA of Closterium sp. NIES-67, 1298 nucleotides long. Lineage: Eukaryota; Viridiplantae; Streptophyta; Zygnematophyceae; Desmidiales; Closteriaceae. The record is from the annotation of a GenBank genome assembly.
CGGUGGUAGAUGUCGGCGUUGGAGAAGAACGCGACGACUGAGGCGGGACUUCGACAAGCUUCUCGUGUGGCGGGCAUAAGUUGGUCUGCUUCCGUUGGCGGUCCUCGUGUUGAUGGUGGUGGUACUCGGCUGGGUCCUGCUGCUGAUACUGCAGGUAUGGUGUUGGAGUGCCAGAAGCCGUCACUGUCGAAGUCGGGGUCAAGAUCCGGCGGGUGAGUCCAGGCGGCGAACGAUACGAUGCCAUCGCUGUCGGCAGUUCCGCGGUCGGGGACGAAGUCCAACACGAAGACACCGGACUUCAGGAGGGCACGACCGAUGAAGAGGCCGCCCUUCCCGUGGUUUUCGUUGUUGGCGACGGUGAUGACGACGUCGCGGUUGAGUCGUUUCUCCUGUUGUACGAAGCGUCCCGAGGAGCACAUGUGUUGACCGCAGCAGCUGUCCAAGAACCAGGUGUUUCGCCCGGUGGGUUCGGCGUUGGCGACCGCAGCGUAUGUCGGGUUGACCUGAAGUCCUUGUGAGCGCGGCGGCGGGAAUUCCUCUUCGUCUGAUGUUGAAGAGCGCCUUGGGGAACUUGCUUGAGUGGAAGCAACUUGUGGGUCUGCUGCUCGGUAAACGCGAGGGCGGUUGCAGUUGACUUUGGAGUGUCCGGAAGUCUGGCAGUUGUGGCAGAACGGCGGCACGAUGAUCCAUCUCCUGUUGUUCAGCGUGAAGCUCGGCGCAGAGGUGCAUCUCCGAGAUCCUUCCGUGGGCGCGAAGAAGCGAUCGUGUGGUUCUCCAUUCUGGUCCGAGCCCGGCGAGGACAAGUGUGACGAAGCUUUCUUCAGUGAUCGUUCCUCCGCACCGAAGCAGGCGGUCGCGCAGGGUCUGGCAGCGACUCAUAUACUGCAUCGCCUUUUCCCCGGUCUUCAUCUGUAUUGUUGUCAGCUGUUGCAUGAGUCUGCUUUGUGUCACGCUGUCGUUUGCUUGGUAGAGGCAUUUGAGAUGAUGCCAUGCGAGUUCCGCGGAGUUUCCAUAACUCCGAUACGUUCUGAUGCUCUGCUGCUCUUGUGGUGACAGGUUCCGCAGGAGGACUGUAUACGCCAGUAGCGACUGAUACGUGAAGAUCUCUUGUUCCUUUCCAGUGCCGUUGCUUGGGAAUGGCAGGGACCCGUUGAAGUAUCCCAGAAGAUGCGCGGCCUCCAUCAGCAGCUCGAACUCGAAGCUCCAGCUGCUGUUGGUUGGGCGCGGGGCGGCAUGAACUCGAACGUCCCCGGUGAAGAAUGAUAAGGCGCAAAGGUGUCCUUGUCUGCUGUUGCUGG